AUGAAUGGAAUUCAACAGUCUUCAUCAGCACAGUCAACAUCUUCACCUCAUGCAGAAAACUUCUCUCCAAAUCAUCCAAAUCCUGAUGAAACAUCAAAUCACGUUAUACAGGAAGAGGGAGAAGAGGAAGAGGAAUAUGAGGACAAUGAUGAAAGUAUAACUAAUCAUCACAAUCUGGUCAAUACAAGUGGUAAAGUUUGUGGUGCAGCGUUUAACACUUUGCCAAUUUAUGAUCCACAGGGUAGUUUAGUUGGCCUACAAACUCCUGUGGACAGGAAUAUGUUAGAGGAAUUUAAUAAUGAAGGAAGAAAUGGCCCCUUCGUAUAUAAUACUUCUCUACAACCGGCUUACUACAAUCAACACCAUCCCCAAUAUAAUUUAACUGUUCAGCAGAAUGCUAGUAUUAUUCCAACAGACUAUAAUAUCCCCUAUGCUGCAUAUACCACAAAUCCGCUUAACCGUCAUCUUUGCACACCAUUACCAUGUCAGCAGCAGCAACAACAACAACAGUACUACCAACAAAAUUAUUCACAUAUUCUUAACCACCAACAAACACAGCAGCAACAGCAACAACAAAAUCAACAGCAGUCAUAUUUUGUACACCAGUAUCAGCCACAAGCAGCAAAAGCAUUUCUAGUUAGAUCUGCUUCAGCAAUUGCUGGAGUAGAUCAAAAUGGUUAUAAUAAUCCUGAAAUAUUUAAACCAUUGUCUAGUGAAGAAACAUUUGAUAAAUGUCCAAUAGUUUGCAGUUUAUUUGCAAUAUUCUGUUGUCCAAUUACAAUAUGGUGUUCAGUUCCAGCACUGGCUUAUUCAUUAUGUGCCUAUACUGAUUAUCGUGCCUCUGAUACUAACAGAUAUCGGCGUAAAAGUGAUAUAGCAAGACACUUGGUAAUUACGGCGUGUGUAGUCGGUUUGUUGUUAUGCCUAACAUGGGGAAUAUUGACGUUUUUUUAUUAUGAGUUUAUGUUAUCAGUAUUUAAUGAUGUUGUACGUGUUGUUUCACACAGGAUCCGAUCAGGUACAUAG
Molecule: messenger RNA, 1026 nt
Organism: Trichobilharzia regenti
Lineage: Eukaryota; Metazoa; Platyhelminthes; Trematoda; Strigeidida; Schistosomatidae
Source: the annotation of a GenBank genome assembly